Molecule: messenger RNA, 2350 nt
Organism: Prorocentrum cordatum
Lineage: Eukaryota; Dinophyceae; Prorocentrales; Prorocentraceae
Source: the annotation of a GenBank genome assembly
CAGCGUGUGGCUCACAGAGCUGGCUGGGAAGUACCCCCCACGUCUCUGUGCGGCCGUCGCGCAGUGUGCGCGGCGAUCGGCGCCCGCCCUCGCGACUCUCGGCCAUGGCGCACCCGCCUGGCGCUGGACAGCCGUGGAGGCCGUCGUCCGAGCCCAGCGGCCGCUCCCCAGGCUACGUCCGCUUCGAUGCCCGGCCAGAAUGGUUUUUGGCUGGGAGCGGGCUACUGGCCCCCGGGGCGCACGCUGCCCCCCCGGAUGGGCCCAUGUCGGCCCCGGCUGCUGGAACUCCGAGGCCGACCAAGCGAGGCUCCGAGGCGAUCGGCGUCGAGGCCGAGCCGCCCGCGUUUGCCCCGAAGGUCAAGCGAGUCUUGCAGCCGACGUCGAAGCGCGUGGCCAGGCCCGCCGCCGCCGCUCCGCUCUCGGUGACCGACGCUGCGCUCGCGGCGGUGCCGGGGGCGUCCGAGCGCUCGCGCAGGCCAGCCGCGGCGAACGUGCCCUCGCCGAAGGCGGCGACCAGGAUCGCUCGCAGGCAGGUCGUGGACGCGGCCGGACCGAGCCUGAUGAUCUCGGACCUCGCGCAGGUGGAGGCGCGCUCGGUGUCGGACGAGACCAGGAAGUCGGACAAGUCGCGCGCCCACGCGUUCGCCAAGUUCGAGCUCUACGCGUUGCAGGCAGGCCACCGGAGGGAGGCGCUCGACAACCACGACACCCUGGACCAGGUCGCGGCGGAGUACAUCAACGACGAGAUAUACUUGAAGGGCGCGGACGCGUCGGCGCCGCGCGUGCUGACGUGCGCCAUCAUCUUCGCCAAGAGCCUGGCCAAGGGCAGCUUGCCCCGCAGCCGCCGCGCCAUCAAGGGCUUCUUGAAGGACGAGCCGCCGACGUCGGAGGAUCCGUGCCCCGUCGAGGCCGCCGCCAUCCUGGCCGAGGACCUCUUCGAGCGCGGCGACCCGAUCGCCGUCGAGUCGGGCCUCGCCUUCUCGAUGCAGUUCGAUGCCUUCCUGCGGCCCGGGGAGGCGCUGAAGCUCAAGAAGGAGGACGCGGUGCUCCCGUCGGCCGCCGGGCACAAGGAGACCUGCGUCAUCGCCGCCCAGCAGGCGCAGAAGGGCCAGGCUCCGACACGCACGGCGAAGUCAGGCGAGCACGACGACACCGCGGUCGCCGGCCUGCCCGGCCUCGGGCUCAGCUUCGUGCCGACGGUGCUGCAGCACCUCCACAAACCCACGAAGAAGGGGGAGCUCCUCUUCGAGUCCCUCAGCCUGGCCCGCUACGAAAUGGAGCUCAAGGCGGCGGUGGCCAGGUGUCGCCUCGACCGCCUGGGGAUCACCCCCCGCAGCGCCCGCCGCGGUGGGCCCAGCACGGCCGCCAACCGGAACCUUCUCUCGCUCGGAGAAAUCAAGAAGCGCGGGCGUUGGUUGACCAGCAAGAGCGUGGCGCGCUACGAGAAGAAGGGCAAGCUGCUGCGCCAGAUCUCGCUGACGGGCGCGAGGGAUGUCGCCCUUGGUGCAGCUCUGCUCGAGGUCAAGCGAGGCUCGACAGCUUCGACGAUCGGCUCGCACGCAGUGCGCAUGGCGGCUAACAUCGUGAGGAUCCGCCGUGGUCAGCCGCUGCGCGACUAAGGCCUGAUAGCAUUAUGCUGGUCCUCGGUCCAAUCAUGCUGAUGCCUCGAGUUAGCCGUCUGAUGGCCUGGUUUUGGAAAAGGAUUGCGCGGCUUGUCCCAAUGCCCACCCACCCUGGCGACAAGACCAAUAGGUUGGCAGUUUGGCAGGAUUUCUUUCGCGCUGUUUUUCUGUUUGUGAUGCUGGAUCUGAUGCGAUCCCGCUCAAUGUGGAUUCCUCGGCGCGUCGCCGAGCCUUGAGUCACAAAGAUUGGUGCCCUUCGCUCUGCGUCUUUCUCUUUUCGUUUUGGGCUCAUCUUUGUGGCUAUGCGCCUGUUCCGCCAGCAUUCGCAAUGUCCCCGCUAGCGUAGAUAAUAAUUUCCAGCUCGUACGCAGUUUAUUCAGAGCAGGAGGGGUUGGUUCCGAAGGCGCCCAGCCCGCCCUCCCCUUUCGCCUUUGAACCGAUCGCGCUGCUCUGUUGUAUCUAGCUGUGCUGGCAGAAUUUCUCUCUCGCUCGAGUUGUUUUUCCUGUUUGUGCUGCUGGAUCUGAUGCGACCCCGCUCAAUGUGGAUUCCUCGGCGCGUCGCCGAGCCUUGAGUCACAGAGAUUGGUGCCCUUCGCUCUGCGUCUUUCUCUCUUCGUCCUGGGCUUACCUUUGUGGCUAUGCGCCUGUUCCGCCAGCAUCCGUAAUGUUCCCGCUAGCGUAGAGAAUAGCUCUUGUUUCCCAACACUCUUAUGUUGGGUUCUCGUAUU